This is a messenger RNA of Nezara viridula (southern green stink bug), 2629 nucleotides long. NCBI's taxonomy places the organism in Eukaryota, Metazoa, Arthropoda, Insecta, Hemiptera, Pentatomidae. The record is from the annotation of a GenBank genome assembly.
GUUCCUUCUUGAUCCAACAUCUUAAAUAUAUUUAUGAUUAACAAGUUAGUGAUAACAAUUUCCGUAUUUUUACAUAUUUGAUUUACGGUUACAUUCAAAAGUGAUGAUUAUUACAUAUGAAUAAAAAAAAUUACCAUCUUUAUACUGAUGUGAAGUACGUUUUCUUUUAAAAGAGACUUACUUCUCGAAGCGGUAUUACUUGGAAAUGUGAGAUUUUUACUUCAUUCACGAAUAUUGCAAAUCUACAUAAACAGAGAUGAAUGGUAAAAUGGAAGAUAACAUGAUUGAAGUAACCGGUGCAUAUAAGCGCUACGAUGUGCAUACGGAAGUGCUUUGUGAUCUGAACAUGAGUGUCCAAAGAGGAUCUAUAUAUGCAUUCCUUGGGCCUAGUGGUUGUGGUAAAACAACCCUUUUGAAAUGUAUUGUGGGAAGAAUGAGGCUUGAUUGUGGAGAAAUAGUUCUUGGGGUACAACAUAGAUCACAGAUAGGCUAUAUGCCACAGGAGACUGCUUUACUGCCAGAAAUUACAAUAAAAGAAACACUGAGUUAUUUCGGAUGGAUGUAUGGGAUGAAGGGUAUAGAACUUGCAAGAAGAAAGCAGGAGCUAUAUGAUUUUCUUGAUAUACCUCCAGAAAAUAAACGAAUCAAGAAAUUGAGCGGGGGUCAACAAAGAAGAGUAUCAUUGUGUGUUGCUCUAUUAAAUAACCCAGACUUGAUGAUCUUAGAUGAACCUACCGUUGGUCUUGAUCCACUAUUAAGUUAUAGCAUAUGGCAAUGCUUAUUUAAAAUGUUGGAAAGAAGCAACAAAACCAUUCUCUUAACAACACACUACAUAGAAGAAGCAAAGCAAGCUAAUAGGGUUGGGAUCAUGAGGGGAGGCUGCUUACUAGCUCAAGGAGAACCCGCUGCUAUUGUGAAAGAAUAUAAUUGCAUCACAUUAGACCAAGUCUUUAUUAAACUUAGUACUCAGCAAGAGACUGCUAGUCAUUCAAUUACUAACAAUGAGGCUGGGAAAAACUAUCCAAUGCUUGAAAAAAAAUCUAAAUUGCCUUUACUUGAAGAAAAGUGUUUCUCUCUGAGGAAUUUCAUUAGUCUUUUACUCAAAAAUAUAUAUUUUUUAAAAUAUAGUCCACUAGGAUGGUUUCUAAUAUUAUUUGUCCCUAUAUCAGUGUCGGUAUUAUUUGAGUUUUCACUUGGACAGGAGCAAUUUAAUUUGAAACUGGGUAUAGUGAACGAAGAGCUUGGUCACAUCAGCUGUAGUAAUUAUAGUUCAACUUGUCAACUCGCUUCCUGUAAAUAUAUAUCUCUCCUGCAAGAACAUAAUUUAGAUCUAGUACUUUAUCAAGAUACCAGAAAAGCUUACAGCGACGCUAAAAGAAAUCUUAUUUGGGGUUACAUGCAUUUAUCUCAUAACUUUACCGAAUCCAUUCACAAAAGGAUGUUGAAGAAGGGAUUGGUUGAUAACGGAACACUUUUAAAUAGUGAAAUCAGCAUCUGGAUGGACAUGUCCAAUCAAGUAACAGCAAUUUAUUUGAGAAAGAAUAUCUAUGUAUCAUUUAAUAACUUUUUAAAAUGGUUAUCAUUAAGAUGCAGAUGGCCAAUUGAAUAUUUUGGAGUUCCUAUUCAUUUUAAUCCUCCUAUCUAUGGAUCGGAAACUUUUAAAUACAAUGAAUUUUCAAUCGCUGGAAUGCUGCUGAUGUUAGAAUUUUUUUUACCCAUGACAUAUGCUUCAGCCCUUCUCGAUGAUAAAGUGGAAGGCAUUCUGGAAAGAAGUUUUAUAGCUGGGCAUACCACAGUAGAAUUGGUGGCUGCACAAAUUUUUGUGACUGUAACUCUUUUCAUAAUUUCAACUACUUUGUUAACAACAAUUUUUUACGGAAUAUUCAAUCAUGCAUUUGAAGGAAGUAUUAUGUUAGCAAUGGUCCUUCUAAUUUUAGUAGGAAUAACUGGAACAUUUUAUGGAAUAUCUGUAGCUUUAAUAUUUGACAAUCAUGUCUCAGCAACAACCUUUGUUCUUGGAACUUUCUUACCUCUGGCAGUUGUUAGCGGUAUGAUAUGGCCGACUGAAGCAAUGCAUAGUAGCCUCCGAUCAGUCAGUUGGUUGCUUCCAUUGACACAUGCAACUGAAGCAUACAGGUCUAUAUCUGUCAGGGCUUGGACAAUAAGUCACCCAACAGUUUAUGUUGGGUUUUUAUCAGGUCUUUUAUGGGCUUCAGUUUUAUGUUUAAUAACCAUUAUUCUUGUGAAAACAAAACCAGGAAUGGCCGUAAAAUAGAUAUCAAUUUAUCCUUGAUAAAUGUUUUUUAAAAAAGUAACUAAAACAUAAUACAUAAGUUACUUAGUGUGCCUACUUGAUACUUUUCUGGUUUGGUUAUCCAUAAAUAUGAUAUAAAAUAAUUUUUUUUUUUUAACUCUAUGGAUUCCAUAAUUUUGGAAUUAGAGAAAGAGCAGUAGAAAUACUUGAAAUUUUGUACCCAGUUAAUUGAUAGAAUUUAAUCAUAACAUUUUUAAAAGGAAUUUAAUAUUAGAGAAAGUAUUUUUCAACAAAAAAAUAAAAGAUCCUUUAUAUUAAAAUUAUUGAUCUAGAUUUUUGAAAAAUUCUUAUUUUAAUUUUAAUAUAUGUUUUAAU